GUGUUUUUUUCUUCUGUUGCGGUGAAUCUGUGUACGAGUAUGUGACUCCAGGACAACAUUGAGCUUCUUAAGUUUGCUUCCUGGUUUAACGAAUGAUAAGAAGAGGAGAAAACACAAAAACAGAAUCAAACCAGAUAUUAUUUACAAAAAAACAAAUGUUUUGAUAAAGCGAGUAUAUUUGAACAGUUUUUGCUCCCAUCAUUAACAUUAACAUCAACAUCAUGAAUCCAUCGUUUAAGACCCGAACAAGUGACGAAGCACUUGAUGAACAUUUGCAGCAGCUGAAAGCCACAACGGCACAAAGAAAACAACAUUUAAAUAAAAUGUACGCAGCAGGCAAAACGCCGUCAACGUUACCCACACCGCCCACACCACCACCAUCCUCACAACCAAUGGAACAAAUGCGCAUGCGCAGCGAUUCAACAGCCACCAGUAUUUAUGUAAUGGGCCACAAUUCCACCACAAAAGAUCCAUAUGCCAGCAAUAAUACGACUUUGGAUCGCAAACAGGAGCAUCGUUUGUCUUGGGUUAAUAUGCGCCGCAGAGCAGAAGGUGGUGGCAGCAUGAGUGGUGGUAGUAUGGUGCCACCUAUAACACCCUCGCCACAAACUACACGCAGUUAUAUAUCGAAUAUAACGACCACCGAAUUGAUGAGCACUAACGGUGUUGUUGGUCGUGGUGCUGGCAUUCGAGAUGUGGGUGGUGGCGGCAGCGGCGGUGUGGGCACCAUAAGUGGUCGUACAACAGCCACUUCAGGACGCAUUAGUUCCAGUGGUAUUACUACCAUUAGUGGUAGCAAUAAUACACUUAACGAUAUUCAUUCGGAUUAUCAUAGUCAAGAUGUGGGCGCCGGCAGUGAUUUUCAUAAUUUUUCACGCAUUGGUGUUUCGCCCAUGAAGCAGCAUUUGUCGGUCAAUAGUAGUUUUAAUUUGGCCAACGGCAGCACGGUUAAAUUGUUAUCAGCUACGGAUGAUGAAUCAAAUCAACAGACAAAAUGUUCGAUAUUUCGUGGUCUAGUACUGUGCAUCUGCCUAAAUGUCACCUACGCCAAUGUUGUGCGUUUUCCCCGUGAAAUGGAUAAAUACGGUUUGGCGUAUUUGAUUCCAUAUUUAAUACUAUUAUUUCUAGUCGGUUUACCCAUUGUGCUGUUGGAGAUAUCGGUGGGUCAAUUUUUGGGACAAGGAGCUGCCCACACCUGGAGGUCAUCGCCAAUAUUUAAAGGAGCCUGCAUUGUUAGUCGUUUUGCAUCUUGGGUCUCCACGGUAUGGGUUUCUCUGCAGGCUGUUAUGGCCUUAGCCUACAUUGGCAUGUUUUCAUUCAACAGUUUUCCCUUUAGAGAGUGUCUGGGUAAUUUAAGACUGGCAGCGGAUGGUUAUGCCCUGAGCAAUAUAAGUGGCCAGGAAUGUAUGGAGAAAACUUUUCUAACACCAUUCUGGGAAAAUCCACUAUUUUUUGGUUUAUUAUCGAUUGGCUUGAUUGGUUUAUGGGCGGUGGUGAUGCUGUGUACUCACAAUGGCCGUGUACUUCGCAGAGUUCUAUUCAUUUUCGGUCUACUGGGUUUUCUGCUGCUGUGCUGUGUUACCGGCUGGGAGAUACAUAAUUCUCUGGACAAACCUACACCCUAUUUUCCUCCCCUGUAUGGCUUUACCAUGGAAUAUCUAUACGAAAGUAAUCUAUGGUUUAGUGCUCUAAUGCAAGUAAUAUUUGCCUUAAAUUGUGGUUUCGGAGUUUUACCCAUGAUUACGGGAAAGUUUCUGUAUAAAGGCGAUGCUGUAAGGACUUCCGUGGUGUAUUUAUGCUUUAAUCUGCUGAUAAAUGCCAUUGCAGUAACAUUAUUUAUGAUACAAUUUGAUCAUUCGGCCAAUGGUGCCCAUAUGAUAGAGGAAUUGAAACCUUUGACCACGAUAUACGAUCGCAUACUAUACGAUAAACCCUAUUAUGAAUUGUGGGUGAAAUUAAUACCUUCCAUGAUCUAUGUUUUGGUGGUGAUUUCCUGUUUUAUAACCAUAGUGGUGGGAAUUUAUACCAGCACCAGAUUAGUGCCUCGCCAUCCAAAUUAUGUUAUGAGUUUGGUGGGCUUAGUGGCAUCUAUAAUUUCACUAUCUGCUCCAAAAUUCUAUAUAGCUAGACUAUUGGAUUCCCGCAUAGUGGGUACUAUGGUGAUAACAGCUUUGGUGUUUGAACUCAUAGCGGUGACUUGGAUAUAUGGCGUGAAGAAUAUCUAUACAGAUCUGGAAUUUUCAAUAGGCAGACCUAUUUAUAAAAUCUGGCUGGGUUUGUGGUGUCUCUGUCCCGCCAUAUUGACGGGUGUCUUGGUGUGGUGGUGUUCUGAUGAUGAUGAGUUUGAUGUAUUGGCCAGUAUUAUGCCAAGAUGGGCUCCCAUAUUAUUUGUGCUAUUUGUUAUUUUAUUUAUAGCUUGUAUACAAAUAUUCAGACAAGUGGAGUACAAUUUCUUUGGCAUGAUUUGUGAGGCCUCUAAAUCUGCAAAAGAAUGGGGUCCAGCCGAUCCUUUGGCUAGACAUGCCUGGAAACAAUGGCGUUCCGUGUGCCAAGAUACCGGACAAAGAGAUUUCACUUUGAGAAGACGCGGCACCAGAGACUAUACACACUCCAUUAAAAAGGGCCAAUACUCCACAACGAAUAAAUAUGCCAAUGGAGGUGGCGGUGGUGGGGUUGUAGUACCAGGCAGCACUAACAAUCAACAUAAUUGGAAAUCCUCAACACCUGGCAAUAGUUCGCCCAACUACAGUGGUUCGGUAUUUGGUGACUCGGCCAUAGAAGAAGACAUUAGUGUCGAUAAGUUUCCAGGAAUUUCACAGCAAUUUGUGCCAUUUCAUAGCAGUGAACCAAACAAUAAACCGGUAAGACAGUCGCAUAGAUCGCGCAGUCAACCGCGUACGGGAAACCAACUGCCACAGCCACAACAACCACAGCCACCACAAAGACUUCAGCAUCACAGUAGUCAAGUAGAAUUGCGCAAUACCAAUCCUGAGACCACCAAACAUCGAGAAAUUGUCUAUAUUAGACGUUUAUCCUCGGAAGAGGGACAACAUGCUACACGCAUUGAAAUAACACCCUCAAAUGAAUCCAUAUCGUAUGCUCCCACCCGCAAUCCCAUGGCCAGAUCCAGUGGAUCGCAUGGCAAUGCCAACAACUAUGUUAAACGUUCGUCCAGUUCGGGCAAAAUGGAAAGUAAUCGUAAUGUUUCAAAGCCCACACCCUCAGCGGCCGAUGUCAAUGGUGAUCAUAUAUGUUGGCGUAAAUUCUCCAUGAAUCCUCAAGAAUAUUCAACGGAAUUGUGAUCUUAGAAACAAGAAAGCAAACCACAACGAAUCUAGUGAUUUUUCUCUAUUUAAAUUGUAAAUACAUAAGUAAAAAAUGAAUAAUUAAGGCAAACGAAUUAAAUUAUAAAAAAACUUAACCCUAAAAGUAUGUUAAAUAUUCACAUUUAAAGAGACUGUCUUAAAUGGUUAAACAAAAAAACGAUCAUAAGCCUUAAUUAUUUGCCGAUAUAUCCAAAUAAACAAAAUCAGCUAUAAGUACAUUCCCAAAUAUUCUUUACAUUAAAAAAAAGACUUUAUUUUCAUAGAAAAAAUGGAAAUUGUAAAAUUUAAACAUGUAAUUUAAUUAAACGAAAAUAAUUUAAAUCAUUCUUAGUGUAAAUAGUUUUAAAUAAUCUCAAAAUAAACUAUAGCAACUGCAGCGAAUAUUUUUAAUUGAAAAAUUAUAAAUUCAAUUAUUAUAAAGUAGAAAAAAGUAAACUUCAACAGCAACUUACAAAAAUUGCCAUAAAUUUGUUUUUUGUAUGUUGAAUACCCUCAUUAUUUAAUUCGAAUUAUUUGUAUUUUUGUUCGCAAUACUUACAUCAUUCAUUUGUACUAGUUCUUUUCUUUUUCUGUUUGUAUUAAGCAUUUAUUAUGAUUUUAAUUUAAUAUUAUUUGUAGUUUAUUAUAGUAAUUAUAAUUAUUAUUAUUAUACAUAGUUUUUAGGCUUUAAAGUGCAUGUUAUAUUUUGUAAUUGUAUUUUGUUAGUAAGUUUGUGUAAAUAGUUUUCAAAUUUAAAUAUUUUAUUAGCAACCAAAUUAUUUAGAUUUAAAAAUCCACAAAAAAAAACAAAGAUAUAAUUAUCUAUAGUAAUGGCAGAGAAUUUAUUGUUCUCUAAUUGAUUAAGAAAUAAAUAAACAAAAAAAAUUAUUAAAAGCA
This is a messenger RNA of Calliphora vicina (urban bluebottle blowfly), 4202 nucleotides long. It is a transcript of the gene blot, whose product is annotated as bloated tubules. Gene Ontology annotation, biological process: sodium ion transmembrane transport. Gene Ontology annotation, molecular function: gamma-aminobutyric acid:sodium:chloride symporter activity. The transcript is spliced from 6 exons. The coding region runs from base 222 to 3302 and encodes 1026 amino acids. Gene Ontology annotation, cellular component: plasma membrane; neuron projection. NCBI's taxonomy places the organism in Eukaryota, Metazoa, Arthropoda, Insecta, Diptera, Calliphoridae. The record is from RefSeq and is a predicted model, not a curated record.